GAAGCUCAAACAGUAAAUGGAAGAAAAUGUGAUAAACGACGUUGUUUUGGACAAUAUAGCGUUCUUGUCAACGAAAGAAGAAAUACACACUAAACUAUGUCGAAAAAGUAGUGGUUGGAUGUUGUUUCAUGUCCACUCAAUGAAGUAUUUUGGGAAGAAGUUUUUCCUUGGACCAUGGAGGUGCUCGGAAGCAGCUACCCGCCUGGGAUUCAAUCUUCCUACACAAAGUGCUGAUCCUGAGGCCGACCUUAGCUGCCGCGUCUGACAGGCUGUCGGUCAUCUCCUGGAGAGCCUGGGCUGUGUCUCCAAGACGGGCCAAGUCUUCAGCGAAAUCCAGCAGCUCCUGAGACGCCCAGAGUGGGUCCUCUACCUUCACCUGGUCCUCCACCAGCUCCAGCUGUAAGCAAGGGAUAGAAACCAAGGAAUAAGGAAAACAUGGCCAUAGCUCAGGCGCCAGCCUCAACCCCAGCACCUGCAGCAGCACCUGCACCUGCACCUGCACCAGCUAACCCCGAAGUCGGAGUGAAUGGAGCGCCGCCUCCAGUUGUCAUCAACAACUAUUCCGAUGAGCAGCUCCGCACCAUCGUGAAGCGAAUGAGAGAGAGACUGGAGAUUUACAAGGAGAAAGUGACUGAUCAAAAUGCUUCGUCGCCAGAGAUCAGCCCGCCUGUCACACCGCUGUUGCAUAAAGACCACUACGCUCAAGUUCUCGAAGACAGGAAAAGGGAAGCAGAGGAAGAGCGGAUAAAAAAGGAGGAGGCUGAACAGAAGAAGAAAGAGGAGCAGGAGAAGAAAAAGAAGGAGAAUGAGCAGAAGAAGAAGGACGAGGAGGAGAAAAAGAAAUUGGAGGAAAAAGACGUGAAAGAGGAGAAGAAAGACCUGACAGUCGUCUUAAAGGAGAAAAUGUGGACUAUUGUGGAUGUCUUUUUAAAGCCCUUGGAGGACGGUAUGGAUUAUUUUCUGGGGACCACGAUGGAUCCUUUUACAGAUCGUCGCUACAUCGCCUGGCUGAGCUUAGUGACGCUCGCCUUCAACUACAACGCCUGGUUCAUCACUGUCCGCCUGUGUUUCCCCUACCACACCGAGAGCGCCAUCCCUUACUGGUUGGCUCUGGACACGCUGGCGGACCUGAUUUACCUAGCAGACAGCAUCCUCUUCCAGCCCCGCAAACAGUUUGUCAAAGCGGGAGACAUCAUUAAAGACAGAGCAAUGACAAAGAAGAACUACAGAGAAACCGAGAGAUUUAUGGUUGAUGUCCUGUCAGUCUUACCCUUCGACUUCCUCUACUUCCAAUUUGGGUUCAAAUCCAUUUUCAGAGCCAACCGCUUGCUGAAGGGCGCAACAUUUUUUGAGUUCAGCGACCGCUUGGAAAGUCUCAUGGCCAAGGCCUACAUCUGGAGAGUGAUUCGCACCAUCGGCUACCUCCUCUUCAUGCUCCACAUCAACGCUGGUUUAUACUACGUGGCUUCAGACUACCAGGGCAUCGGUAAAACCAAGUGGGUCUACUCCGGCCUGGGAAGUGCAUACCUGCGUUGUUACUACUUCGCUGUCCGCAGUCUGAUCAACAUCGGGGGUCUUAAUGAACCCCACACCGUCUUUGAGAUAACGUUUCAGAUGACCAACUUUUUCACGGGCGUCUUUGUGUUCUCCAGUUUGAUCGGACAGAUGAGAGAUGUCAUUGGUGCGGCCACAGCAGGACAGACGUACUUCCGCUCCUCCAUGGACGAGACUGUGUCCUACAUGGUGAACAACCGCAUCCCCUCCCUGGUCCAGAACAGAGUCCGCACCUGGUACACCUACACCUGGGACGCUCAGGGCAUGCUGGAUGAGUCGGAGCUGCUCGAUAAGAUGCCUUUGGUGAUGAAAACCGCCAUCGCUAUAGACAUCAACUUGACCACUUUUCAAAAGAUUGAUCUUUUCAAGGGUUGUGACCAGCAGAUGUUGGUAGAUAUGCUACUCAGACUCAAGUCUAUCGUCUAUCUGCCAGGAGAUUUUGUUGUAAAGAAGGGUGACAUCGGCAAGGAGAUGUACGUCAUCAAGAGUGGAGCAGUGCAGGUGGUGGGAGGACCUGACAACAGUAUUGUGUUUGUCACACUGAAGGCCGGGUGUGUGUUUGGAGAAAUCAGCCUUCUGCAGUCAUCCAAAGACGGGGGAAACAGGCGGACAGCAAAUGUCAAAGCCUUCGGUUUCGCUAACCUUUUUGUCCUGGAGAAGAAAGACUUGUUUGACAUUCUCGUCCACUACCCGGAGUCUCAGAAAGUGCUGGCCCGAAAGGGAAGGAAGUUAAUGAAGGCAAAGGGUCCGGCAGCUGCUAAAGCGGAAGAAGAAAAGAAGAAAGGACUCACCCUUUUUGGACCCAAACCACCCACACCCAAACUACUGCGAGCCUUUGGUGGAGGGUUUAACAGAAAAACAUUGGAAAAACUAAAGGCUUGUGCGGGCGGCCAGUGACGACGCUUGUCUAUUUAUUUAACAACUCCAUUUUGGGAGUGACUGAGACUGUCAUUUUCAGCCUUUUAUAUUCAUACAGCAGGGGUGCUCAUUACGUCGAUCGCGAUCUACCGGUCGAUCUCGGAGGGUGUGUCAGUCGAUCACCAGCCAGGCAUUAAAAAAAUAGUCCUAAAAAUGAGCGAUCAUAAAUCUUCACUAUGACGUCACUUUCGUCACUUGAUUGACAUUCACGGCACCCGAGGGUCUUCUGAGAUGACGCUGGCUACUGCCAGCUCAUUAAAAUUACCGACUUGAAGGCGAGAAACACUUUAUUUCAACAGACUCUGGCGCCGUACCUGUCGUCAAAACUCCAAAGACCGACUGCACAGUUGCACAAUAAAAGCUCUGCUUCAUUCUGCCUGCGCUACCAA
Messenger RNA from Nerophis lumbriciformis (worm pipefish), 2861 nucleotides. RefSeq names its product cyclic nucleotide-gated channel beta-3-like. Gene Ontology annotation, molecular function: protein-containing complex binding; intracellularly cGMP-activated cation channel activity; intracellularly cAMP-activated cation channel activity. Lineage: Eukaryota; Metazoa; Chordata; Actinopteri; Syngnathiformes; Syngnathidae. The record is from RefSeq and is a predicted model, not a curated record. Gene Ontology annotation, biological process: monoatomic cation transmembrane transport. Gene Ontology annotation, cellular component: photoreceptor outer segment; plasma membrane; intracellular cyclic nucleotide activated cation channel complex.